Messenger RNA from Fundulus heteroclitus (mummichog), 3590 nucleotides. Its product is annotated as matrix metalloproteinase-17. Lineage: Eukaryota; Metazoa; Chordata; Actinopteri; Cyprinodontiformes; Fundulidae. Gene Ontology annotation, cellular component: extracellular matrix. Gene Ontology annotation, biological process: proteolysis; collagen catabolic process; extracellular matrix organization. The transcript is spliced from 11 exons. Bases 1 to 1947 code for a protein of 648 amino acids. The record is from RefSeq and is a predicted model, not a curated record. Gene Ontology annotation, molecular function: zinc ion binding; metalloendopeptidase activity.
AUGAGUGGUCGAAGAUGUGACCGGAGACAGAACUGCAAAGGAUCGGGAGGGCAGGAGCUGACGGCCCAGAUUUUUUCUCACUGCAUCCUGGUUCAGUUCUGGCACCCUCCGCCUCCCAUAGAGCCUGAUCUUCUGCAGUUAUCGUCUGACAGUGACCUUGUCAUUCUCACCAAGUCCAUGCCUUGCCUCAUGUACCUCAUCCUGUGCUCCCUUCGUCUGCCAAGUCUCUGCUCCCUUCGUCUGCCUGCUUCAUCUCCGUCAUCCAGCUCCAGCCAUCCUCACCAUUCCUUCGCUACAGCCUGGUACCAACGUGUUGUAAUCCAGUUCUCAGAAGCUCCUCCUGAAGACCAUCAACUCCAUUGUCAGUUCCGGAUCCCAAGAGCCUUCCUGGCAUUCAAGUCGACUGCUGCUCCUUCAGACGUGCUGGCGUCCUUGGCUACAGCUCCACCAGGCCUGUCCACCUUCCAAUGUGGAGGAACCAUCUGUCUCCAGCUACACUUCCACCAGCUCAGACCAGUAACAGUCUGUCACCUCCAGACCACCACUAACCACCAGACCCAUAAAGUGAGAACCUUUCCUAAGGAUUCCGCCUUACUGGGCAGGGACACAGUUCGAGCCCUCAUGUACUACGCCCUGAAGGUCUGGAGCGAUAUCGCGCCUCUGAACUUCCACGAGGUGGCCGGCAGCGAUGCAGACAUUCAGAUCGACUUCACUAAAGCCGACCAUAAUGAUGGAUACCCCUUCGACGGGCCCGGGGGCACAGUGGCACACGCUUUUUUUCCUGGGGAGAGGUUCACCGCGGGCGAUACACACUUUGAUGAUGACGAAGCCUGGACCUUCAGAUCGCCAGACUCUCAUGGGAUGGACCUGUUUGCAGUGGCGGUCCAUGAGUUCGGUCAUGCCAUCGGACUGGUCCAUACCUCGGCUAUGGAGUCCAUCAUGAGACCUUACUACCAAGGACCCGUGGGAGACCCUCUGAAAUACGAUCUACCCUAUGAGGAUAAAGUCCGUGUCUGGCAGCUCUAUGGUGUCAGAGACUCGGUGUCCCACACGAAUCAGCCAGGCAGCCCGUCCCAGACACCUGAGCCGCCGGUCCUGCUGGACCUUCCUGAAAACAGAUCCACGUUCCUAUUGGCACAAGACGCUCCAGACAGGUGCAGCAGUCACUUUGAUGCUGUGGCCCAAAUACGAGGAGAGGCUUUCUUCUUUAAAGGGAAGUACUUUUGGAGACUAACGAGAGAAAAGCACCUGGUGUCUCUCCGUCCUGCUCACAUUCAUCGCUUCUGGAGGGGGCUUCCUCCCAAUCUGGACAGCGUGGACGCUGUUUAUGAGAGGCCCGGGGACCACAAAAUAGUAUUUUUCAAAGGUCAAAGGUAUUGGGUAUUCAAAGACAAUAAUGUGGAGGAGGGUUACCCCCGUCCAAUCAGCGACUUCGGCCUGCCUGUGGAGGACGUGGAUGCAGCAUUUGUUUGGUUGCACAACGACAAAACCUACUUCUUCAAAGAUAACCACUACUGGCGCUAUGAUGACCACCUGCGGCACAUGGACCUUGGCUUCCCCAAAGAGACCACGCUUUGGAAGGGGCUGCCUCUACAGCUGGAUGAUGCCAUGAGGUGGUCUGAUGGAUCGUCGUAUUUUUUCAAGGGAAAGGAGUACUGGCGAGUGCCGGGCAGCGACAUGGAGGCGGAGGCAGGUUACCCCCGCCUGAUUGCCAAGGACUGGCUGCUCUGCACUGAGAUGCAGUCCGACUCUCCGGACACGGAGGCGAAAAGCACAGAGACGAGGGUCAACGUGCACCGCCACCCAGACCACGCAGAGAACGGAUACGAGGUGUGCUCCUGCACGUCUGACACCGCCUCACCUUUGGCCGUCAGCUUAUCCCCAUCUCCGCUUUGGCUGCUGCCGCCUCUCUGGACGCUCUGGACCUUCCAACCUGAACUGUUAUGAUGCUGAAGCACGGGGUUAAGUCCUUGUGUUGAGGGCCACACAGAGACUAAUUAGCAGAUGCUCAGCGGAAGAAGAAGAAAAAAAAAAAACGUACUGGAAAAAAUUUGAUCAUAUAAAUACAGUUUAUUUUAUUUUAUUUGUUCACUUAAUUUUUUUCCUUUUUCUUGGGAGUUAUUUAUUUCACAUGCCAUCUUAUGGUCACUUUAAGAGCCUUGCAGUAGUCACUCUACAAACAAAUAUCAGUUAAUAUCCACUGACAGUGACAGUGUUAGAUGUUUCUUAAGCUGAGUUGCACAGAAAUACAAAUGAUCUUUACUCUCCAAAUGGCCUCAUCCAUGCAGGGCUAAGCGGAGAUAAACGUUCAGAUGUAGGUGGUUUUAUCAUGGAUUUAAAUGGUGACUCACUUUGGGGUAUUCAGUUAUAUGAAUAUGAGCCCGUGGGUCAAAACUGCUCGAAGAUGAGAGUAUUCACAUGAAAACUGACACACAGGUUUGGAAAUUGCGGCUUCUUUUCAGCCAAAAAAAAGCUGAAUCUUUUAAAAAAUGAGAUUUAAUGCUAUUUAAUGUAAUCAGAAUAUUGUAGAAGACUAUAAUGCAAAUCCUCUGGGUGUUUGAUUGUCGGUGUUGUUUUUUUAGUUUCGUGUUCUGCAGGUAAAAUGCAGCUCAAGUCCCGAAUGAAACAGUUCUGUCAAAACAUUCUUCUAAUUUACUUCCAAAGAUGCCGGGGUCUCUUUUGCCGGUUACUUCUGGUGAUUGUCCGUCUGUCCUGUAGGCAUGGACCAGUUAUAGCUACAAAAGAUUAGAAAGGUUAUGGCUUCAAAACCACUUGUCUACCUAACUAAUCUUGGUGGGACAUUUUUUUAUUAUAUACAUGUUUCUUAAUCAGUAUUAAGCAUAAAAUAAGGCAGUGGUGCCCCUUCCCCACUCGUCGCCUGGCCUUCUGAUCAGCUGGCUGAAUGAAGGCUUGACUACGCUCUCCUAGUGAGUCACAGAAUAUAUAUUUAUUUUCGCAGGGGGAAGGGGGACUUGAACGGUCGUGGUUUGGAAAUUGUAGCAUUACCAUCUUUCUUUCUAUUUAAUAGGUUAGUUCAGAUUAUUAGCAGUGUGCGUCUGUGAAGUUAUCAAUAAAUGUUCCUUUAUCUGCAGUAGAACAAUGCCAUAUGACCACAAGCUAGUUCAAAAAAUAAAUACAUCCUUGGACCAAUGGAAGUUAACAAGCUAAUAAGGUAUUAUUAAUCUGCCUCAUCACAGAUCAUAAAACCUUUGGAUUAUUUUAUUUAUUAAUUUUUUUAAACAAUUACAAGACCCAGAAAGCACAGGAAUGUACCAUCAUUAAUGUUAUUGCAACACAGGUCCAAUCUACAGCUAAAGCAGCUUGACAGGUCCCAGCAGAUCUGGCAUUUUGAUACAACAGCCACUAGCAACAGCUUUAACACAGACGCUCUCCUGCUAAAACAAAGUCUCUAAAUAUAACAAGGUUCUGUAAGAUAUAUACAAUACAUCUGCAAAAAUAGCAUUAUAAGUAAAUAACUUGGCUAUAAAAAGACAGUGCAGGUCUCUUUAUACUCUAUUAUUUCUCCACUCUGAGAAUUAGGGCUGGGCGAUAUGGACCACAAAUAAUAUCUUGAUAUUUACAGGCUGAAU